AUGACGUCUUCACUGUCUUCUCGUCAGGGAAUCGUUACCAAAGCCAGUUCUCGUCUCUCUGUGGUGUUACAAGAAUGUGAUGAUGUUCUGAAAACUAGAAUCGAACUGCCGACAAACGAAGCCCAACGACGAGAAUACAGUAAAGUCCUUCAGCAAAAAAUCCGCAAAGCAAAAACAAUAAUCCAGUCUGAAAUCAAUAACGCCGACUGCGCUCUAGAUAAAUACGUCAAGACUGCCGAUGAUCUCAGUCCUGACGUACCCAGAUUGGACGAAAUCCUUCAGAAGGUGAAAUCCAACUCAGAAGCGGCACAAGAACUCCUUCAAAAAGCACGCACAGCCGUCACUACACUCAACGAGAAGUACGGAAAUACUCAAUCUCUCGUCGAUCAGCUUUUGCGAAACGCUCAAAUGUUGCGCGCUCGGAGCGAUCGACUUGAGGAUCAGCAAAAGCUCUAUGAACAGCUUUUCUCUCUGACAAGUCAGUUACAGCUGAAAGGAGAACACAUCGAUAACAGUUUCUUCCAAAAGCUUCUUUUGGGAAAAUUCUCUGAACCAAUUCAGAGACACAUAUUACGCCAAAAACAGCAACUGUCUACCGAAACGUGGGACACACGAACGCUGUUGGCGACUGCGAAAGACUACAUUGAAGCCGAAAUAAGAAUUUCGAAACAAGUUGAAAAGCAUUACGGUAACAUCAACGAGUUCGCCAACUCGCACUUCAAGAAGGAAUACAGACCAAACUCGUCAAUAAGAAAGCAGUCGAAGGGAGAUGUUCCCUGUUUUUACUGUAACAAGAGUGGCCACCCCGCAAAAAAUUGUGACGCAUUCCCAUCAAGAGAAGAACGUUUGGAGAUUAUGAAGAAAAACAAACUCUGUCACAAUUGCGGAAGUAGAAACCACGCCACUCCACAGUGUACGAAAGGAAACUGCACAAUUUGCAGCAAACACGGCCAUCAUACCUCCAUCUGUAUGAAGGCUGUCAAUUUGAAAAAUCCGCAACAGAGCUCCACCAAGCCCCCGUUGAACGCUCCUCCACUGAAACCUCAGUCAACAGCAAAGAAAAUCCCACAAGCAAGAAUAAAUCUUGCCUCUUCCAUUAACGAAGAUAAAGAGACCACUUCAACCACCCUCAAUUUCACUACCAUAAAAGGGAGCAACGACACAAUGAUCCUAACAGGUCGAGCACAGGUCCUAAAUCCUGCGACGCAAUCAUUGGAAUCAAUCUACGUCCUGCUCGAUACCGGCGCGGACCGCUCGUUUAUAAAAGAGGAGCUAGCCGAUCGACUCCAACUGAAAGACAUGAGCUCUGAAGAGCUAACAAUAACGACGUUCGGUUGCAUGAAGCAGAUGAAAAAAUGUGGAGUUACGUCCAUCCAAAUGUGGGAUCAAAACGGAGCCCCUCAUAUCUACAGAGUCACUCGCAUCCCACGAAUCAUGGAAACUCGGCAACAGUGUAAACUUACCAAAGCCGAUAGAGAAUAUCUUUUUGAAAAUAACAUCAGGCUUUCAAUUGACAUGUCAACAACCGACGUUGAACCGCAGGUGUUACUGGGUUGUGCUGACCUUUUCAGUCUUCUAGAAAAAGGAUUCAGCAUUCAGCAAACGCUACCAUCAGGUGUGCAAGUGGUUCCCUCCAAACUAGGCUAUCUGGUAACAGGUAGAAAACAAGAGCAGAAGGAAAAAGAAGAAGAGGAAAGGUCUCUAGAAAAAAAUGAUCACACUUCCGAUGUACUUAUGCUAGAGGCAGGAUACGAAAAAAUGACCACAAACGGUGAGCAUGAAAGCGACGGAAUCACUACACCAUCUCCACGUUACGAUUUUCGGCCUCGAAAGAAAACAUUUGGAGACUCUUCACAUCAAGAUCAAUCCACAAUUAGUAUGACGUCGCUAACAACUAGCCUCCUCAUCAUGAGUGUUUUUCAACUCCUGCUACCUACGGCGGCUGGACACUUUCAAAAUCCGCACAAUGCUAGCAUAAAAUGCACGGAUGAAGGGGUCGAACUAACUUCCACGAACGUAAAAAGAUACGAACUGUGCAUCGAAAACCUGUGCUCCAUAAAAGAAAAUCCGCCGUUACAGGAAAAUUUGAAUAUCGAACCAGAAUUAACCCUUCAUCAAUACACAGUUAGAUGGAAAACUACCGACGGAAAAGAAGUGCUCAUGAUUGAAAAAACAUGUGCCCCAGCUCCAUUUUGCCAGAAAAUCAACUGCUGGCUAUGCACCGCUAACGUACUCAACCCCCACUGCUCUCCGAAAGCUGCUAUAGCAGCAGCGACCAUAGUCAUCUAUUUGACCACCAUGUCGCUCUACUUGGCAUAUCAAAGCCUUCGCUUUAUAACAAGACCAUGCCAUAUAACUAUCAGGAUUCUCUUCUCACUCUGCAUGAUGUGCCCUUCACUUUUACGUUGUCUAUUCACGCUGCUGAAAGAAGGUAAAAGAAGAAGGUACGCAGAGAACCGAACCAGAUAUGAUGUCAGUUCAAUCUUGGAUACACCCAUUAUCGCAAUAACAAUAGUGGGAAUAGUCUGCCAAACAGAAGCUUGCCAAGAAAUCAAUGUCUUCACUCAUCAUACGAAAUCUUGUUCGUUAUCACCCAAAGGAGGACAACUCUGUAAGAUCACACUCAACGAAGUUCUCAAACUGAAUACCUUCAAUCAGGAAGCCUGCAUUCGCCUUAUCAGCAAUAAGACCAUGAUACAAGAACUACGCUUUAAAUGGAGAGGUCUUCACUUAAAAGAACAUUAUGUUUACACGACAUACGAAACAGGAAGUCAUUGA
Molecule: messenger RNA, 2778 nt
Organism: Ostertagia ostertagi
Lineage: Eukaryota; Metazoa; Nematoda; Chromadorea; Rhabditida; Trichostrongylidae
Source: the annotation of a GenBank genome assembly